Molecule: messenger RNA, 810 nt
Organism: Protopolystoma xenopodis
Lineage: Eukaryota; Metazoa; Platyhelminthes; Monogenea; Polystomatidea; Polystomatidae
Source: the annotation of a GenBank genome assembly
AUGUGAUCAGGCAAUGAGUCUCCGAUUAGCGUCUCUGUAUUUACUCAAUGUCGCCAAGAAGAAGGGAUCCGCGAAGUUUGGAAGGAUCUUGUUUUAACCCGGUCCACACCAUUGCACGUCAGACCUUUGUGGCUGACGGAACUUGUGGUGUUAGUGGUGUGUGCAGCGCAUCGGCAGACACAGGCUGUACUGAUAGUGAAUCACAUUCUCGACAAGCCAAUUAGCCAGUUGAGCAAUUGCAAUCACUGUGCCAGAGAAAUGCAUGCUGUCGGACUAACUAGAAUUGUAGAGAACCAUGUUCAGACACACAAAUCAUACUCACCAUUUCUCACUGAGGCUCAGCACUCCUACCUUCUUGCUCGCUCUUUCUUUGUCUCUGGUCCUUUCAGAUAUUCUAGCACUCGAUCCCACGCACACACCAAGGCACCGCCUCGUGAUCCAUGCCUUGGCUUUCUGGCAUUCUUGCUCGAGCCGAGACAGGUCAGCAUGGCUUGUGACAACGGUUUCACGCAGGAACAGCUGGAAUUGAUUGACCAGAAGUUUCCGGAUUUUAGGGAUAACAAAACUCUAGACUGUAGCGACUUGAAGGAUGCUCUGCAGGUGUUGGGAGCUCCGUUGCCCGGAUACGAGGUGCGCAAAUUGCUCGAGACGAAGAAAGGCAGACUCACCGAGCAUGAGUUGCUGGCGAUGUAUACCAAAGCGAUGAACAUGACGGACAAGUCGAUCCGGAAGGAUCUAGUUCUCAAGAUGGCGCAGGAGGUGCUGGUGAGCAAUGGUUUAAAUUAUCCCUUAGAUAAGACACCUCAUUAG